Molecule: messenger RNA, 2526 nt
Organism: Saccharomycopsis crataegensis
Lineage: Eukaryota; Fungi; Ascomycota; Saccharomycetes; Ascoideales; Saccharomycopsidaceae
Product: Nrp1 protein
Exons: 1
Coding region: 1-2526 (841 amino acids)
Molecular function (GO): mRNA binding
Source: RefSeq, a predicted model, not a curated record
AUGCCCUCCCAAGUUCCGGAUGUUUUUGUUCUUUUGCACUUGUCUUCCACCUGUGAAGAUUUGGCACAUGGUAUCAAUAUAGCCAAAGACCAGAAGGAAGUCAUAGAAAUAAGUUGGAUGUUUGUCACUUCUUACAACGGCAAAGAGAUUAAUGUUAACUCAUUUAAGUCCACAGAUAAAAUCAGCAGCACCACUCCGUCAUCUUCUGGAUCAGUAGUUUCUGGAUCAGAAGGUGAAAAUGGCCAUUUGAAACCCAUGAUUGGAUCCAAUAAUACGGCUUUAAUCCCAUCAACUUCAACAGCUCUUUCACCUUUCACCCUCUUACACUCCAAUAAUCAGAUCAUAAAGCCUAUAAAUACUCCCCUUUCUCCUUACUGUACUCAGCUUACUAACUUAACUUGGCCUCUUCUUCACAAUCAAGGCACUUCCCUUUCACAAGCUCUUGCUGUUCUCGAUAACGAAAUCCAGUCGCAUAUCGUUGAAAAGAAAUUAAGCUUCGGAAUUGUAAUGUGGAGUGGAUGGGACUUGAGAGUUGGAUUGAAUAGGGAAGCUAGAGAUAAAAACGUGAAAAUAGCUAACCAUUUGGUGUAUCUGCGAUGCUGGGAAAUUAAAAGACAAGUGGAAAAGUGGAUUGAGGAAUCUAACGCUGCAGAAGGACUCGGUAGUCUUAAUAUUCUGGAGGAUGGUUACGACGGGUUGCUCAAUACAUGUAAAUUAUUACAAGUUGAUUUGGAAAGGACUAAGAGUGAAUAUGAAUCUACAAUUCUCAAUAUCACAAAUGCUAAUUUGCGCGCUGGCAAUGUCACUGAUAAUAGCUCCACCACUGGUAGUAUCGUUGGUGAACCUUCUACAAGUAUUAGCCCGCAGCCGACUUCAACCAGCAGUUCAGAUUCCCAGAUUCAAGGAUACAAUUAUCCUCCGAAAAGAGGUCUUGAAAGGCUAUUCACCAUGAAAUCUAUCCUAACUUGCAUUUAUUCUAAAUAUCAAUCAAAACUUACAAAUUCGAGUGAAGCUUUCUUAUCACAACCGAUUGACAUCUCUUAUGAUUCCCAAAUCUUUCAUCAUGAAAAAUCACGAGUAUUGUAUCUUGCCAAUUUACCAAGUGAUAUAACACAACCCGAACUAGAAUCCUGGUUUUCAAGGUAUGGAUAUCGCGUUUUGGCUUUUCGUUGUUUACAAACGUCGGUCCCAACACAGGCUGAUACCGGUUUAACCACACAGAUUACAAAUUCUUCGAAAUUAUCACUUUUGGGAUUCGCAAUUUUCAGCACCUACGAAUCUGCCAUAGAAGCUUUAUCUAUGAAUGGUCGCGUUUUGGGUGAAAAUGUUAUUGAAGUACAACCUUCAAGUUUCAAAGUUUUGGAGUUUGCAACAGAAGUAUUGGAACUGUUCCCUAUGGCAAAGAAUAUCGAAAUUAUAAGCCAUAACACUGGAAGUACCUUGAACAAUAUCAACGGCACCUUUUCGAAUUCUCACAACAAUAGCAACUUUGCUGUGAAUAACCAUGGUGGUAUUAAUAUGAAUAACGGUAACAAUAACAAUGGGAAUAACAACAGAAUCAGACCUGGCGACUGGAGUUGCCCAAGUUGUGGCUUUCUGAAUUUCCAGAGACGUAUGGCCUGCCUCCGAUGUGGAUUUCCUGCGGCCAGUGCAGUGGCGAUUCAAGAAUCUUUACAAACUACACUGAAUGUAUCAACUAAUCAACCUGGCAUGAUGAAUAAUGGCAGCGCCAACUCAAAAAACGGCAAUAUGUAUAGAGCAGUUAGCUAUAAUGGUAUAAUGAAUCCCUCUUUGAACAACUCUACAACGUCACUUGGCUCCGUGCAUUCAACAAACACCACUGGAAGUGGCAAUUACAAUUAUGGCGGAGGUAUUAACCACAAUAGCAUGAAUAAUCAUGGAAGCAGUAACAACGGUAACAACAAUAACGGCAAUAGUCAUAACAACAAUAAUCAUAAUGUUCAUGGAAUGAAAAGCAAUUCAAUACCAUUCAGGGCUGGUGAUUGGAAAUGUGAGAAUUGUUUUUACCAUAAUUUCGCCAAAAAUUUGUAUUGUUUGAGAUGUGGCAUCACCAGAGUCAACAACAAUAAUGUUACCAUGAACGCUAAGAUGAUCAGUGCUGCUAGCUCAAUGAUCUUACCGGGAAUGAAUUCAUUCAGUAGCAGUUUAUUGAGCGGAUUAAAUGGAGGUAAUACCAAUAAUAAUGGUAAUGGUAGCGCAAAUGGAAAUGCCAACAACAACAACAACAACAACAACAACAACAACAACAACAACAACAAGCAAGCAUUCCCGCCAUUGUCUAUGUCAUCAAGCUUACUGGCACAACCAACCUUGAAUAAUGAGAUAGGAGGAUUAUCUGGUAUCAGUAAUAGCAACAGUGGAAGCAAUGAAGACUAUUUGAGCUGGUCAAUGGGCCAAUUGAACAUGAGCGACGGUGGUUUUAGUGGCAACAACAGCAGCGGAAAUUUGGGUGCCACCGCAAUGAACUCUCUAAAUAAGGUCAUUAAUAACAUUAAUAGACAGUAA